UUUCACAGCAGCAGAGGUGUUUGCCUGAACAUGUUUACACAGCAGCGGACAGUGCUUCUGUGUUAAUCCAUUGAGAAGUCUCUGUACUUUAUAAAAAGACAUUAUUUACUGUGAACAUGACGGACAUUGUAUCAAGAAUAAGAAACAGCGUGGGACCAAAACAGAAGACUGCUGUUAGCCAGCGCGACCUGAACAAGUUUGGUUUAAGAGGGAUCCAGCUGAGGUCCUACCAGCUGGAUGGGGUGCAGUGGUUGACCCAGUGUCUGAAGAACCAGCAGGGAUGUAUUUUAGGAGAUGAGAUGGGUCUGGGGAAAACCUGUCAGACCAUUUCUCUGCUGGUGUACAUGUCAGGAGCUCUGAGUCAGAAAGGCCCGUUCUUGGUGCUGAGUCCACUCUCUGUCAUGGAUAACUGGAGGAAGGAGCUGGAGUGCUUCGCCCCGUCUCUGACUGUGCUGUGUUACAAAGGAGACAAAGAAACUCGAGCUGAGAUUCAGAAAGAAGCAGACACAAACGACUUCCAUGUUCUUCUUACCACAUAUGAGCUGUGUCUCAAAGACGCUUCAUUCCUGAGACGGUGGAAGUGGAAGGUGCUGGUUGUAGAUGAAGCUCACAGACUGAAGAAUCAGAACUCAAUGUUGCACAAAACAUUAACACAGUUCUCGGUUGGAUUCAGAGUACUUUUGACGGGGACCCCGAUCCAGAACAACCUGCAGGAGCUCUACUCCCUGCUGAGCUUCAUUCAGCCAGUCAUCUUCUCAGCUGAGGAGGCUGAAGACUUUGUCAACACUUACUCCAAUGUGAAGAAUCAGCCUGUUCUCGCUGCUGAGCUUCAGAGCGUCCUGGAGCCUUUCCUGCUCCGUAGAGUGAAAUCAGAAGUCGCUGUAGAUAUACCAAAGAAGACAGAGCUGGUGGUUUAUCACGGCAUGUCGUCUCUGCAAAAGAAGUACUACAAAGCCAUUCUGAUGAAGGAUCUUGAGGCUUUUGGAAAUCAGGGCAACAAGAACCGACUGCUGAACAUCCUUAUGAACCUGAGGAAGUGUGUGGACCACCCCUACCUGUUUGACGGAGUGGAGCCAGAACCUUUUGAGAUGGGGGAACAUCUUGUUGAAGCGAGUGGGAAACUCUGUCUUCUGGACAGCAUUCUGAUGUUCCUCCAUAAAGGAGGCCAUCGGGUGCUGCUGUUCUCUCAGAUGACGAGAAUGUUGGACAUACUGCAGGAUUACAUGGAGUAUCGAGACUACAGCUAUGAGCGACUGGAUGGAUCUGUCCGAGGGGAGGAAAGAAAUCUGGCAGUGAAAAACUUCAGCAGCAAAGAUGUCUUCGUCUUUCUACUCAGCACUAAAGCAGGUGGUGUGGGUUUGAACCUGACAGCUGCCGACACUGUUAUCUUUAUCGACAGCGACUUCAACCCUCAGAACGACCUGCAGGCUGCUGCACGCUGCCACCGCAUAGGACAGAACAGGCCUGUGAAAGUGAUCCGCCUGCUGGCUAGAGACACGGUGGAGGAGAUCAUGUACUCUCGGGCUGUUUCCAAGCUCCACCUCACAAACACAGUGAUUGAAGAAGGACGCUUCUCUCUGCUGGACCAGGCUCAGUCAGCUGCUGCAGGGCUGCAGCUGAGCGAGAUCUUGAAGUUCGGGGUGGAUAAGCUUCUGUCCUCUGAUGAGAGUUCAGUGCAGGAUGUGAAACUGGAGAAGAUCCUGGGUCCAUCGCGUGAUGGUCAGUGGGUCGAUGAUGAUGAUGAAGAAGUCAACUCUCUCAGAGAAGAAGAGGAGGAAGAAGAGAAUGACUCUGAAUCUGAUGGGCAGAAUCAUAUGUACUACUUCGAGGGCAAAGACUACAGCAAGGACCCGAGCUCUGAGGACCAGAAGAGCUUUGAGCGUUUGUUGGAGGAGCAGCUGACUGAGUUUCAGAAAGCUGAAGGAGAGGGACGAGCUCUGAGGCACAAAGCCGGAGUUGCACUGUCGGCAGCUCUUGGGAUCCCUACGAGGAAGAGGAAACCUCUCACUGAGGCCGAGCUGGAGCUGCGACGCAGGAAAAGGGAGGAGGCCAAAGCUAAGAGAGCCAAACUGGAGGAGGAGGCAAAGAAGAAGCAGCAGGAGCAGAAACACAAGAAAAAAAUGGCAUGGUGGGAGUCAUGUGGCUACAGAUCACGCUGCCUGCCAUCUGUAGACAGUGGAGAUGACGAAGAGGAAGAAGAAGAUGAGGAGGAAGAGGAUGAUGUCACUGACACUGACACCAAGGCCAUCCAGUACGUUCUGGGAGAUGUCACUCAUCCCCACACGGCUGAGGGAAAUGCCAUCAUCGUCCACUGUGUUGAUGACUCAGGCCGGUGGGGAAGAGGAGGUCUGUUCACAGCUCUGGAGGUGAGAUCAGACGAACCAAAAAAGCAGUAUGAGAUCGCUGGCAAGAUGAAGGAUUUGGAGCUUGGAAACGUGCUGCUCUUCCCUAUAGAUGACAAACAGUCAAGACCAGGUGGCCAGGAUCAGUUGGCCCUGAUUGUGGCACAGCAGAGAGACCGAGCCAACAACCUGUCUGGGGUCCUGCUGACUGCUCUAGAUGAAGGGCUGAAGAAGAUUUACUCUGCAGCAAAAAUACAUAAAGCGAGCGUUCACCUUCCUCGUAUUGGCCACUCCACCAAAGGUUUCAACUGGUACGGCACAGAGAGGCUCAUCAGGAAACACCUGGCUGCCAGAGGUGUCUCCACAUUCAUAUAUUAUCACAGCAGAGCAGCAAAGAAAACUUCUGUGCCUCAGACCUCGGCUGCAGCUGCCCCAUCGUCUCCUGAACCACAGGACCACGAGUCUAAAUGUUCGACUGACGAGACGGACGCGGAAACCUCUGGACCCUCAGCCUCUGCUGCUCAGAGUACCAGCACCACAUGCCUGCCGGACUUCAUGAGGGGGGUCCGGGUGUUUUUCUACAACCUGGCUGCUUCAGAGAGGAAGAGGCUUGCUCGAUACCUCAUCACAUAUGACGGGGAUGAAGAGGAGGUCAUGAGUCCGGAGGUCACUCACAUAGUAGCAGAGGUUGAGAGCAGCAUCCACCAGCAGGAGCUCCAGGAUCUGGUGAGUCAGUACUCUCAGGCUGUCCCGGUGCAGAAAAUCUGGCUGGAGUCCUGCUUCUCCAAACAACACAAAGUCAACACUGACCCUUUCCUACAUCGACUCAGAUAACACAGGCUUCCAUUGUUUUAAAUGUUUUAAAAAGCUUUAAUGUAAAACUUGAAUGUAACCGGCGAGAAAUGCACUAUAUGUUAAACAUGUUUAAAGUUUGGCUUUUUAAUGCUAAAUUAUAGAUUAAUGGAUGUUUCUCCCUCUGCUGUUGCUGUGUUGACGGUUUCAAGAGUAAACUGUGGUGGAAAAUAACUAAUAACAAACUCGUGUUCUGUUUUUGAGUUUUUGAAAAUCGGAUUUUAAGGAAAAGUCCAGUUCUGAGAAAAAAGUCAUAAUUAUUAACCUUGCAAAGCAGAUGGAUACGUUUCUGUGUUUCUCACUGAUGAACCCAUCUUGCAAAGCUCUCGUCAGCGACGAGGGGCAGUACU
This is a messenger RNA of Cheilinus undulatus (humphead wrasse), 3544 nucleotides long. It is a transcript of the gene chd1l, whose product is annotated as chromodomain helicase DNA binding protein 1-like. Gene Ontology annotation, molecular function: DNA helicase activity; ATP binding; ATP-dependent chromatin remodeler activity. Gene Ontology annotation, cellular component: nucleus. Gene Ontology annotation, biological process: DNA repair; chromatin remodeling. Bases 117 to 3176 code for a protein of 1019 amino acids. The record is from RefSeq and is a predicted model, not a curated record. Lineage: Eukaryota; Metazoa; Chordata; Actinopteri; Labriformes; Labridae. The transcript has 25 exons.